This is a messenger RNA of Trypanosoma conorhini, 1122 nucleotides long. RefSeq names its product dehydrogenase-like protein. Bases 1 to 1122 code for a protein of 373 amino acids. The record is from RefSeq and is a predicted model, not a curated record. The transcript has a single exon. NCBI's taxonomy places the organism in Eukaryota, Euglenozoa, Kinetoplastea, Trypanosomatida, Trypanosomatidae. Gene Ontology annotation, molecular function: NAD binding; NADP binding; oxidoreductase activity.
AUGGCGGCGAUCAAGCGUUCACUGAACGUCGGCGUGGUGGGCAUGGGCAACAUGGGCGUCCCCAUCGCCCGCAACCUCGGCUUCAAGGCCCGCAGCGCGAUGUACCUCCAGAUACACAGCCGCACGCUCAGCAAGGCUCGCCGCGUCUGCGACGACCUUUCGGUGGAUGGCGCUUCGUGUGCCAUGCGCAUCCAUGAUCGCUAUGCGACCAUGACGAAGUGGUGCGAUGUGAUGCUGCUGGUGUUGGCUGACGUGCAUGCGGCACGGCAUGCCCUUUUGGAGGACGACGAGGCACUCCUUCGCAACGCACGCAAGGGCCAGAUCAUAGUGGAUCACACCACGGUGGACAUUGAGACGUCUCGCGAGUGCGCGUACGAGGCCGAGAGGCGGGGUGCGUACUUUCUGGACGCCCCGAUGAGCGGCAGCCCGCGCGCCUGCUUUAACGGCCAGCUGGUGCUGAUGGUUGGCGGCCACGCAGAGUCGUUUCAAAAGAUGCUGCCGAUAUUUCACAUGUACGCCGACAACGUCCAUCACAUGGGCGCCAGCGGCAGUGGGUCGGCGACCAAGAUGAUUACGCAGGCCCUUGUCGCCUCGCACAACGCGGCGGCCGCCGAGGCGCUGCUCAUGGCGCACCGACUGGGCGUGGAGGAUCAAAACAAACUCGUCCAGGUGCUGGAUGCCUCGUGGGGCUCGAGUACGAUGCUGCGCCGCAACGCGGCGUUGCUGCAGGACCUGGUGCGCAACCCCGACAAGGCCCCGCCGACCUCCACCGCCAGCGUUGACCGAUUGCUAGAGGACCUCGCUCUCCUUGAUGCGUCCCUGCCGAAGCGAACGCCGACGGCCGCCGCGGCAGAAGGCGCAGAAGUCGAUGAGCCCUUCCCCGUCUUGGACACGGCGCUUCGUUCACUGGCGGCCGCCUCUGAUGCGGGGAUGGGCGAUCGCGAUAUCGCCGCUGUGGUGCACUACGUUCAGGCGGGGGAGGUGGAGCUGCGCAGCCGCCGUGCGACGCGGCCGGAGGGCGACGACGCCGCGGGGCAAAAUGCGGCGGUAACUCAGAGCACGACGGCGGCGGCAACCGCCGUUGCUCAGCCCGUUGAGUUUGGCGAAGAGGACUUUUACUAG